GGCGGAUCUCCGCGGCCCAGUCAAAACAAUGCAGCUCGGCUGGCCCGCACAGUCCAUCCAGCUUUAAUAUUUAACUCAUCACCAAACGAACCGCGCCGCAGAGCAGAUUCACCGCCGCGGCGUGUCGUCUCGGUGAGCCUGGGCCGUGUCGUCUCCGCGGCUGUCCCCUCGCCGACCCCCCGGCUGUGUGCGCACCGAGCCGCCUGUCUGUGUUUUGUUCCGUCGGUUGGAAUGGAGACGGCUAGCGCUAGCCGCCUGAAGCUAACGCCAGCUAGCCGCGCAGAGGCGCACAGGAGCGGCUGAAAACACGAAAAAAACGAGGAAAGGUGGAGAUAUAACGGCUCGGUUAGAGAAAUAUAACGGAAUUACUAAACCCCUGCUGUGUCGGAUAGUUAGCAUGGUGGAGUAAGCGGCUCCGGUGCUGACCGUUAUCUGGCUCCGACCCGACCCGACCAGCGGCUGCCUCUCCCCGGGGAGGAUCAUGGCUCCCGGGUCGCUGGUGGCGGCGUGCCGCAGCCUGGCCCUCUCGACGUGGCUGCUCUCCUUCUGCUUCGUCCACCUGCUGUGCCUGGACUUCACCGUGGCCGAGCGGGAGGAGUGGUACACCGCCUUCGUCAACAUCACGUACGUGGACCCGGCCACGGCGGAGGUCCGCACCGAGAAGACGGAGUGCGGCCGGUACGGCGAGCACUCGCCGAAGCGGGACGCCCGGGGCGCCGUGGUGCUGCCGGCCGCGCCGCACGACCGGCAGGCCUGCGACCCCAACACCCGGUUCUCGGUGCCCGCUCAGGCCGGGCCCUGGAUCGCCCUGAUCGCCCGGGGCAACUGCACCUACAAGGACAAGAUCCGCCACGCCGCCGGCCACAACGCCUCCGCCGUGGUCAUAUUCAACGUGGGAUCCGCCAACGCCAAUGACACCAUCACCAUGCCGCACUCAGGUACAGGUGAGGUGGUCGCCAUCAUGAUCCCCGAGCCCAAAGGCCGCGAGGUCGCCGCGCUGCUGGAGCGCAACGUGACCGUCACCAUGACGAUCACCAUCGGGACGCGGAACCUGCAGAAGUACGUGAGCCGGACGUCGGUGGUGUUCGUGUCCAUCUCCUUCAUCGUGCUCAUGAUCAUCUCGCUGGCCUGGCUCGUCUUCUACUACAUCCAGAGGUUCAGAUACGCCAACGCCCGCGACAGGAACCAGCGUCGUCUUGGCGACGCGGCGAAGAAGGCCAUCAGCAAGCUGCAGGUCCGCACCAUCAGGAAGGGAGACCAGGAGACCGAGGCCGACUUCGACAACUGUGCCGUGUGCAUCGAGGGCUACAAGGCCAACGACGUGGUCCGCAUCCUGCCCUGCAGACAUUUGUUCCAUAAGAGCUGUGUGGACCCGUGGCUGCUGGACCACCGCACCUGUCCCAUGUGCAAGAUGAACAUCCUGAAGGCCCUGGGCAUCGCUUUGAACGCCGACUGCCUGGACGACCUGCCGCUGGACUACGACCUGGCGAUGGGCGGGGUCGGGGGCGUGGGCGGGGUGGGGGCCCUGGCGCUGGAGGCCGUGGUGUCCGGGGCGUCCAGCGACGGCACGCUGAGCGAGGGCGGCUCCUCGGUGGUGCUGGACCCCGGCGUGCGGCGGGUCGGCCUGCCGCAGGACUACCAGGACCCCGACACCCUGAGGGACAGUCCUGUGACCGCCACCACCGACACACACACAGGUGAGCUCCAGCCAAUGGCGAGCAGCGCCUCAGUGGCAUCCCUGGUCAUCGCCGUGGAAACCGGCCUGUCAGACGAGGAGGGGUCUCUGGAACAGUCUCCUCUAGGGGACAAGUCCUGAGAGGAACCGAACCAGAACCGGGCCCAAACAGACUCACGCCAGGGCCGGAUUUUUUUUUAAACAGGGUUGGACUCCUGGAUUUCACCAGAUUCAAACAGAACCUGACCGGACUAGACUGAGCCAGACCUCAGCUAGACCCGGGACCAGGUUCUGAUUUCGACUGGUUUACCUGGAAGCCAGAACCAGUGACAGGUUUUGACUGUGUUUGUCUCUGUGGGACUGGACCGAACCAUGCUAGAACCAGUUCCACGUUUAGACCGGGAUUGAGUUACCAGACCUGUGUGCUGCAGAACUUUGCUGGUUGUGAACUGGAAUUCGAGCUGAGCCAAACCAAACGGACUGGUCUUUACUCAAAGUAGACGACAACAAAGCCAGAACCAGGCUAAAGGUUCGGACGGGGUUUUGACGUAGUGAACCUCAACACCUGGUUUGACUUUGUUCUCAGUCUCCUCUCGGACCAGGACAAGCUGCUGCCGCCUGGCCAGGUUUACCUCGGAUUUAAUCUGGAUUUACCAAGUCUUAGCUAGGAUUUAAACCCGGCUUACCAAGUCUUAUCUAAGGCUUAACCAGGGCUUUAUCCCGGGCUAAACUAGGGAUUAACUUGGUCUACUUGUCUGUCUCGAUGUGUACUGAUGUCUUAAUCGGCACACAUUUGCCUCAGUUCAUGCUGUUUCUGGAAAUAGAUUUAGCUGGCAACUUUUUUUUUAGUAUUAUUAUUAUUUCUAGAUCAGACCUGCUAGGUCCAAUCAGUCUGUCAUCUCUCUUUGCAGACGUCCACACUGACAUAAUGACACCAAGUAAAGAAAAUUCUUUAUGUUUUGCUCAUCAGUUUUGACUGGAAGGAUUUUCUGACUUGCCUGAGCAGAGCGGAUGGGAUUUCAGUUUUUGUCUCCCUGUGGGAACUUAAACCAGCCACCAAACGGAUAAAGAAACCUCCACCAAGAGACGUAAAGCCUCACAAGGAUGAUCUCACCUCGGUACUCAUUCUCUGGUUUGCUCACUUGAUCGAGAACUUUAAUCUCUGUCAGACGACAGGAGAGGACGCUCUCUUCUAGACAUUUUUCUGUUCCAUCUGCAAAGUUGGAGGAACUGCUGAAUUUCAUAAGUGCAUGACAACUCUACACGUGUUUUAACCGUUCGUGAGCAAUCCAAGCCAAGAAUCUAUAUUUUACGUGCAUAUAUUUCUGUCUGUCCACGUUGAUACUGCGUGCGCCGUCUCUCGAACUUUUCUGGAUUGUUCUUUCACGUGAUUUCCAAGUAUGGAGGAGGGACGGCUACGAGGACGAGCCUGGACGGACACACCGACGGAGUCACUCUGUUUCGGUCUUGAGUGCGACGAUGUCUCGGAAGAGUUAUACCGCUGGUUGCUUUUUCCUGUUUGAGUUUGGAAUCUAAGUACAGACACCUGAGACUGGGCAGGGCUGGAAAAGGAACUUUUACAGUGGACUUUUAUUUUGAAAGGACUCUGGGCGGUGUAGUGAACUACAUUGCACCGGUGUUCCGUUUUUCUCUUUUAGUGUUUUGCUAAAAUAGUGGACUCGGGAGAGUUUGACUGCAGUAUUGAACAGCAACUACACAGUAUUUUGUUUUAUUCUGUUUGCCUGUCUGUGUAACUCGAGGCUCCUUUAUUCUGACAGUAUUCCUGUUUGACUUCCUGCCUGUCUGUCGUUGGUCCGGUCCAAAACAGGGUUCCAACCGUAGAGACUGAAUCGGGUGGAGCGGGCAUUGUGCAGGGAGUUGCAGCAUUGCCGGUGAACCUACUGCCAGCCGUCUUUGAGAAACUGACUGAACAGCUUUAUUGACACUUUACUGACAGCAACAAUGAACGCUGAAGUUAAAGUUAACACAUGAAAUGAAUUAAAGUCAUUGGCUGGCUGCUAAAGCUACUAAAAAUGACGCUAAUUCGUUCAUUCAGUGUUAAUAUUUAACAAAUUAUAAGCUAAUCCUCAUUGGCUGCACUGUUGUAAAAAAAAAAGUUAUUAAAUAAUUUUCUGGCAAAGCCAUCAACAAGCCACCAACUAAGAACCAACUUCUUUGAGAACAAAUGUUAAUUAGAAGUCGUUAGUUAUUUUCAGAAUUCACCCCUUCGCUCCGCCCCUUCGUUGUUAGCCGCAUGCUACUCCGUCAAACUGAGCUCGCAUGGAGCCGACACUGUCGCUGACUGCACUCCCUGUGGAAAUAUCUCAUUUUUUGGAAGAGCGAUUUCAGAGAGAGGGGUGUACCACGUGCGUUUGAAGAAUGUCAAAUGGAUUCAGCGUCGAAAAAAUAAAACGUAACGAUAGAGAACGCCUGCAGAUCGCCUCAACACCACCUUGCGAUCCAGACAGGAGAAGGUGACAGUAAGGAGCAGCAGUGUUUGUUUGUGUGAAGCAGGGUAGGUCUUUAGUCUCUGGUACCAUCACUAAACAACAAAAGCAGCUUGUACAGAACCUCAGUGGCUCGUUAAGCUGGUUAGUUAAUGAGCCUGCUAAUGUUGGCAUUCUUACCAUCCCCUUCUACAAAGCACCAGAUAUCAGAGUGGCAGCCCUGUCUUCCACAAGCUCGCCACAGCCCUUUAGCUCUGUUUUCAUUUUUCCAAACAUCAUCUAAUAUUUCCUCAGGGGGUGCACUUAGCAACAUUACGGGCUCCGAAGAAAUUAAUAUCCUUCCAAUCUCUCUGGGUACAACAACGUUUAUCCAUGACCAGCUCGAAACCCACAAAACCAGCGUGAAAAUCAAGAAAAUCUGUGACAGCCAGCCGUGUCGUUGUCAGACGCUGAUCUGAGCUGGCUGAUGCUGUGCUAUGAUUGGCCGGUCUGCCUCUGAGGGCGGGACUUAGCGAAGGACAAAUUCCUUUGAUCGUCCUCUUGUGAAAACAGAACUAAUCAAAGUGUUCUGCCGACGCCGUGACGUCCGUGAAUGUUUACAGAACCACCCGGAAACCCUCCCGUUUUGAGUGAAUGAAAGGCCCAUGUUGGUUCCACCCGAUUCAGUUUCUGUGGUGCCCGUGUUCGCCUGGACAGUCGGACGAAACUCCAAGAACUGAUCAUCGACAAGUUUCCAGGUCUGGAGAAUUACACAUUGUUAAGUAAGCUGGGUAAAAAGAAAAAAAAAGGAAAUCAGUUCUCUGCAACCACACUACAGAUUUCUUCUUCCUAUAAUAAGAGACUGUGAACUCCAGUUGAUAUGUGAGCCUUAUUUUUUUUAAUAAAUGUUUCAAAAAAAAAAAAAAAAAAA
Myripristis murdjan (pinecone soldierfish) is the source of this 5032-nucleotide messenger RNA. It is a transcript of the gene rnf150b, whose product is annotated as ring finger protein 150b. The record is from RefSeq and is a predicted model, not a curated record. The coding region runs from base 482 to 1816 and encodes 444 amino acids. The transcript has 6 exons. NCBI's taxonomy places the organism in Eukaryota, Metazoa, Chordata, Actinopteri, Holocentriformes, Holocentridae.